Porites evermanni is the source of this 1083-nucleotide messenger RNA. The record is from the annotation of a GenBank genome assembly. Lineage: Eukaryota; Metazoa; Cnidaria; Anthozoa; Scleractinia; Poritidae.
AAAGAUUGCUCUGUUGGAUUCCACUUCUUCGAGAAAGUUCAAGAUCUACUAACCCGAGGAGCAGCAAGUGUGGAACAUUUCACCAUUGAUGGAAGUUUGUUUCUUGCUUUCGCCAGUUACUAUGGUGAUAUUAAGAAAUACAAGGCAAGUUCCAUGAUCUACAAGAUGGACAAAUCAAGUGGAAGACUUUCUUUGUACCAGACCCUGCAGACAAGGGGAGCGUAUGACCUGGAGUACUUUUAUAUCGCUAACAAACAUUUUCUUGCUGUCGCUUAUCUUUACGAUGGAACAUAUCGGCUGGACUCUACAGUCUACCGAUGGAAUGGAAAGCUGUUUGUGGACUUUCAGAAAUUAUCAACAAACGGAGCAAGACACUUCACGUACUUCAAGAUACACGGGGAAAAUUAUCUCGCAGUAGCCAACGGCCAUGAUGGAAGUACCCACUCUACAAAGUCAGUGAUCUACAAAUGGGGCAGUGGCAAGUUCAACAGAUUUCAAGACAUACCAACUGAAGGUGCCUUGGGAAGUACAGCGUUUGUGAUAAACGGUGACACAUUCAUCACUUUUGCAAAUCAUUACAACUCCCAACACAGGUAUUCUGUUCAGUCCACUGUGUUCAAGUGGUCAAGAGGUCAUUUCGUCAAACUGCAGUCCCUUCAGACUUACGGAGCGCACGAUGUCAAGUCUUUCAACAUCAACAGUCACACUUACCUCACUUUUGCUAGCCAUUACUCUGGAAGUAAAUACAACAUCGACUCCCUUAUUUACAAAUUGGAUGGCAACAAGUUCGUCCUGUUCCAGUCAAUUCCUACUCGAGGAGCCACCGCAUGGUUUCCAUUUGUGAUCAGCGGUCACACGUACCUGGGUGUAGCUAAUAACCACGGUGAUAGGCAGAAAGACAACACUCAGUCAGUUGUGUACCAGGCCUCUGGAGCGCGGUUUAUCAACUACCAAGAGAUUCCAACACAGGGGGCGUGUGGUAUGACGUCAUUUGAGCACAAAGGUCAUACUUACCUUGCAGUGGCAAACUACUACAAUGGACAGAAGUACAACAUAAACAGCACCCUGUACAAAUGGGUAUAG